AAUAUAAUAUAAUCACAGUAAAUUUAAAAUUAUUUGCAUCCCAUUAUUUCCAACAGAACUUGGCCUAACUUGUUAUUUGCAGUAGAGUACUGCAGUGAUCUCUACCUGCCCAUUUCAAAAAGCUAGAUAUCUACUUAGUAAAUUGAAUAAUUAUCUAUUCUUUUCAGUUCAGGAGAAAUGGGCAGUGAACCGGUGAAUGUGAAUGAGUUUCAAGCAUUGGCUAAGCAAGCCCUUCCGAAGAUGUACUAUGAUUACUAUGCUGGAGGUGCUGAGGACCAACACACACUUAAGGAGAAUGUGGAAGCAUUUCAACGAAUCACGAUUUGUCCGCGAGUUCUUGUCGAUGUGAGCCAAAUAGAUAUGUCGACUACAAUACUGGGUUAUAAAAUCUCGGCUCCCAUUAUGAUUGCUCCAACUGCAAUGCAUAAGUUUGCAAAUCGUGAAGGCGAGAUUGCUACAGCCAGAGCUGCAGCUGCAUGUAACACGAUUAUGAUUUUAUCCUACAUGUCGUCCAGCACGGUGGAGGAGGUUGCUGCUAGCUGCAAUGCCAUUCGAUUCUUUCAAUUAUAUGUGUAUAAAAGACGAGAUAUAUCAGCUCAGCUUGUGCAAAGAGCUGAAAGAAAUGGAUACAAGGCUAUUGUCCUAACCGUGGAUGCUCCCAGACUUGGUCGAAGGGAGUCGGACAUAAAAAACAAGAUGGUUGCUCCGCGGUUGAGGAAUUUUGAAGGUUUAAUAUCAACUGAAGUUGCCACUGACGAAGGUUCAAAUCUAGAAGCUUUUGCCAAAGAUGCUUUUGAUGCUACCUUAUCUUGGAAGGACAUUAGCUGGUUAAGAUCCAUUACAAGCUUGCCAAUUCUUAUUAAGGGUGUACUUACUCGCGAGGAUGCAAUAAAAGCUGUGGAAGUAGGUGUUGCUGGGAUUGUAGUCUCUAAUCACGGUGCGCGUCAGCUAGAUUAUAGUCCAGCCACUAUCACUGUUCUAGAGGAGGUCGUUCAUGCUGUCGGAGGGAAAAUUCCUGUUUUAUUGGACGGAGGAAUACGGCGUGGAACGGAUGUUUUUAAGGCCUUGGCCCUUGGUGCACAAGCUGUUCUGGUUGGAAGGCCAGUUGUAUUCGGGUUAGCAGCAAAGGGAGAAUAUGGAGCGAGGCGGGUAAUUGAAAUGUUGAAGGAUGAGCUUGAGCUGACUAUGGCUCUUUCUGGCUGUCCGAGUUUGAAACAUAUUACCAGGAGUCAUGUCCGAACCGAGCAUGACAGACUCCAAUCCAUGCUCUAGUAAUGGUUUCAGAUGAUCAUAUUGUUACCCUACAAAUUCUGCAAUUAAACUAGGCUAUAAUGUUUAGCAAACCAAUUUGCAAUAAAUCUGUCUCAGUUUGAAGUAUCUGCAUACUUCAGUUCAGAAAAUUAAAGUAUAUGCAUACUUGUCUUUGAGCAUAAAGUAUAUGCAUACUUGUAUGAUCAUAAACAUGAAUUUCAGUUAAUGUUAUAUUUUUAUUUCAAGAAUACUCGAUGCUUCAUUUGAUUA
Molecule: messenger RNA, 1521 nt
Organism: Mercurialis annua (annual mercury)
Lineage: Eukaryota; Viridiplantae; Streptophyta; Magnoliopsida; Malpighiales; Euphorbiaceae
Product: peroxisomal (S)-2-hydroxyacid oxidase GLO4-like
Exons: 12
Coding region: 178-1272 (364 amino acids)
Molecular function (GO): oxidoreductase activity; FMN binding
Source: RefSeq, a predicted model, not a curated record